Tachysurus fulvidraco (yellow catfish) is the source of this 2538-nucleotide messenger RNA. RefSeq names its product fibroblast growth factor 16 (gene fgf16). Lineage: Eukaryota; Metazoa; Chordata; Actinopteri; Siluriformes; Bagridae. Gene Ontology annotation, biological process: positive regulation of gene expression; positive regulation of protein phosphorylation; cell differentiation. The transcript has 3 exons. The record is from RefSeq and is a predicted model, not a curated record. Gene Ontology annotation, molecular function: growth factor activity; fibroblast growth factor receptor binding. Gene Ontology annotation, cellular component: cytoplasm. Bases 599 to 1219 code for a protein of 206 amino acids.
GGGAGAAGAUCAGGAAGCACCUGCUCCCAAAGAGGAGGAGGAGAAAAACUCUCAUUAAAAAGUGAGGGGAAAAUAGCACAAAUUCCGGCUUUUAAAGUGACUCAUAACCCUUCUUUAUCAAACCAACUAGAUUUUUUUUCUUUUCCCUCUCCAUGCUUCUGUGCGUAAAGAACAUGGCACUGAACUAUGUGCGUGUUCGCUUUGGACACUUCUCCACAGACUCUUGUUCCAGGGGCGGUUACGCAUGAGCGCAUUCACACUUCUGCAUGAACCCGCUUUGCCUUUUUUUUGUUGCUGAACUUAUUAAGUCCAGCUCGCGCUCACCGGCACUGACGGUGGCAAAAAAAAAUUCUUGUAGUCACGCGCGUUUAUCUGCGGCACGCAAAUUGGCGCGCGCAAAAGAAGGGAUGCCGGUCAGGCGUGGCUUGGGGUUUUUUGAAUAUCCAGUUUGAUAAUGCACGGGGAGUAUGUGUAUAAAAAGGCUGAUUGGAGACGAUAAGCGAGUUUUGAGUAGCGAGGGAGCGUGGAUGAAGCUGAGCUCGUGCGUGGGCAUGUACUGUCUUACUUACUGAAUCGGGUCACACUUAAACGGGGCACUAUGACAGAGGUCGGCGGAUUCCUCGGCACAGUCGAUCUGGAUUUACCGAGUUUCACAGCGCUCGGGAACACGCCUCUGUCCGACUCGCCGGCCGGGUUGAACGAGCGCCUCGGACUGAUCGAGGGCAGACUGCGGCGCGGCUCUCUCACGGACUACGAUCAUCUCAAAGGGAUCCUGCGCAGGAGGCAGCUGUACUGCAGGACCGGCUUCCAGCUGGAGAUCUUCCCCAACGGCACAGUGCACGGCACCAGACAGGACCACAGCAGAUUCGGUAUCCUGGAGUUCAUUAGCCUGGCUGUGGGGCUGGUCAGCAUUAGAGGGGUGGAUGCCGGACAAUAUCUGGGAAUGAAUGAAAAAGGAGAACUCUAUGGGUCGAAAAAGCUGACAGCAGAGUGUGUCUUCCGUGAGCAGUUUGAAGAAAACUGGUACAACACUUAUGCCUCGACGCUGUACAAACAUGCAGACACCGGGAGGUACUACUAUGUGGCCUUGAACAAGGACGGUUCGCCUCGAGAAGGCGGCAGGACUAAAAAGCACCAGAAGUUGACUCACUUCCUGCCCAGGCCGGUGGAGAUUGAAAAGAUCGCCCAGGCAUACAGGGAUUUGUUCCAGCACAGGUGACCAAAAGUCCAGCCAGCGCCGGAGUAGCCGGGAGGGGUGAAAGGGAAUCUGAGAGAAAUUUAAGGUUUAUGGAGACCCUCCUUUUCCCCCCUUACGACUGUUUAGAUUUGCCUUCUGGUCCAAAGCAAGGAGUCCCUCUCCAGCGGUGACUGAGAUAAACAGUACGUGUGUGUUCCUGGAUGAAUCUGUUUCCUCUCCUUAAUGGGUUUUAAACCACAGUGCAGAGAGGACAUUCCUCCAUCCGCCACCAGUGCCAAGUGGUUUCUAAAGGAGAGGUGUUGACUUCAGGGGCCUCAUGGUGUCAUGCAACCACCUCAUUCUUAGAGAACUUGGUACUCGCACAGAAAUCGCUAAACGAACCACUCACGAUGGAAAGACCCACUUGUGAACUUUGCUCUAGUUUUGGUCUUGGCCAUUUCAGUGUGUCAUACUUUUUUUAAUGUCUCACAUCCGCAAGCCAGGUUAAAUCUUGGAUGCUUAUGACUUUUAGUAACAUUAGCACCACUAAAUUCAAACGUAGGCACUAAUCCCACUGUAAAAACUCACGCUCGCGUUCAUAAUACAGUAGGCAUGCACAGCAAGCCUUGCUAAGGAAUCAUGGUGCUGAUCCUAUGGUGAAAGGAAAUGAGAUUAUGGGAAUACUUAUAUAGGGGCUAUUUACGUGGUGGACAAGGACAAUUUCUUCCAAAGAAUAUACAGUAGCAUCUCAAUAAGAGAAACAGAUUUUUUUUUUUAUAUAUUUUUUUUUAAUACAAAAUGUAUAUUUAAGGACACUUGGCGAGACACAAGUGAGAGGUACUGCUAAGUAAUAAAACUGGCAAACCUAUGGAAACAAUCACUAAUAAAAAGACAAACUAUAAAGGACUUCAGGGUUUUUUUAAGAUAAAGGCCUAAAAGACCACCAAAGUGGAACGAACACCUGUCAGGACAGGGUGGAGAAGACCAUCUCCAGUGUGAGACACUGAGAUAAAGCACUUAGAGAAUCCACUCUGCAAUUUCACUCCUUUUCUUUUGAAGGUUCUGGAAAAGUCUGCUUGAUGACAGCUAUAAAAGAAAAGUAAAUGAAUGCACUCUCUAGGGGGAAAAAAAGGAAUGAUAUUUCUAUUGAAACCAGGGAAAAGCUACAGCAUAUGUAGAAUGGUUGUGCAGUGUGUUGGUCAACUGACAAGGUGUGAUGUGUAAUGUAAGGCUGUCAGGAACAUUCUUAAAAUGUAAGUGACGAGUGUAAAUAUGGAUGAACCUAUUUAUAAGAUGUACAAUAUAUUUAUUUUCUACAUAUAAUGUAUAAUUCUAAAUCUUUAUAUAAAUAUAUUUAUUUA